UGGACCUAUUAUAACCUUAAAUCGAGACACAUCCUUCACAGUCCUCCGCUUUUUCCACUUCUCUGCACGGAGAAACUCUUCUUCCUCACUUCAGGUUUCAAAUUCUUCUUCAUCUAUUAGUCAUCUUCUUCAAACACAAAAGCUUCCAAAUCAGAUUUUCUUGCCAAAAAAAAAAAGGAGUUUUCUGUGCCCUUUCCCAAGUUGCAAGCAAUUUCUCCACAUCUUUUCCUUCCUUUUUCUUCCCUGAAGCUUUCGACUUUCCUUGUUCAUUUUUUGCUGAGUCACUGAAAGCUUUCUAUUUGCUUGUACUAGUAACAUUUGCAGCGAAACAAGUAACACGUGAGCACCAAAAUCUCAGACAUUCUUCAAAUUCCUUCAACAUUUACACGUUGUGAAUCCACACUAAAAUGGCGAAAUCGAUGAUGCCUUUCGUUUUCACGUUAUUUCUCUUCCAUCGAUCACUCGCCGGUUUUCUUGUCGAACCGGCUCAACCUCUCAAACCGGGAGACUAUUCGACCCCGAACACGGUCCCUGCGUUUCCGGUCCAAACGCUGACGCCGACGUGCCGGCUUGACCUCUCUGCAGAGCUAUUCGGCGGCGUGAAGGACGCCUGUAGCCGGAACCUCGACCGGAGCCGAUGUUGCCCGGUUCUCGCAGCGUGGCUGUUCGCGGCGCACGCUCGCUCGGCUCUACAGGUCUCGGCGGCGGUUCCUCCGGCGUCUUCCGACCUUCCGAUGAUGCCGGACGACUCGCAGAAGUGUGUGAACUCGCUUCAGAGCUCGCUGCAGAGUCGAAACAUCAAUAUUCCUCAGCCUAACGCUUCCUGCGACGCCGUUUUGUGCUUCUGUGGAAUUCGGCUGCACCAGAUAACUUCUCUGAGCUGCCCAGCUGCGUUCAACGUCACAGCCAAUCGGAAUGCAACACCUACGGCGGCUGUUAGAAAUCUCGAGCGUAAUUGCCGGAACUCGUCCUACGCCGGUUGUACUAAGUGCCUCGGAGCUCUACAAAAGUUAAAAGGCGAGGGCAAAAACGGAAGCGAAGAAGUCGGUGGUAGUGACCGAGCGAGCAAGAUGUUCAGCAAGGGGGACUGCCAGCUCAUGGGGUUGACGUGGCUCUUAGCGCGGAACAAGACGGCGUACAUACCGACGGUUUCGGCUGUUCUACGCGCCGUCAUGUACAGUGCGCACCCACCUCACGAGACCAAGUGCAGCCCAGACCAGGAGAACAUGCCUCUCGCCGUCGAUUCUCUGCA
This is a messenger RNA of Camellia sinensis, 1252 nucleotides long. Its product is annotated as putative GPI-anchored protein At4g28100. The record is from RefSeq and is a predicted model, not a curated record. Lineage: Eukaryota; Viridiplantae; Streptophyta; Magnoliopsida; Ericales; Theaceae.